Messenger RNA from Micropterus dolomieu (smallmouth bass), 5210 nucleotides. Its product is annotated as phosphatidylinositol 3,4,5-trisphosphate 3-phosphatase and dual-specificity protein phosphatase PTEN-like. The transcript is spliced from 2 exons. The record is from RefSeq and is a predicted model, not a curated record. Lineage: Eukaryota; Metazoa; Chordata; Actinopteri; Centrarchiformes; Centrarchidae. The coding region runs from base 209 to 718 and encodes 169 amino acids.
AGUCUGUGAAAUAUGACGCCCUGCUGCCGGUGUCUGUGAUUGGUCAUGUGCUGUUAACCCCGCCUCUUUAUGUGAACGCGCUCACGGCCUGGGUUAUGGAGUUGAUGACCAGCAGGUUAGUGAAGCCAGAUCGUGAACGCAGAUCCCGGGUAUGUUGGACUCGCUUUGUGGUACAGGGACCGGGUCUUCUUGGUGAGAUCCACCAGGAAUGUUCUUCACAACGAUGAAGCCCACUUAUCUCCUGGGAACUCUGUUCUUCCAGGAAAAGAUGUUCCACUUCUGGGUCAACACCUUCUUCAUCCCGGGGCCGGAGGAGAACCACGACAAACUUGAGAACGGCAGCGCGGGCACGCCGCGGGAUCCGUCCGACAGGACGCACCAGAGCUCGGGGACGACGACGACGACGACGAUGAUGAUGAUUGGAGGAGAACCCAACGACAGAGACUACCUGGUCCUCAGUCUGACCAAGAACGACCUGGACAAGGCCAACAAGGACAAGGCCAACAGGAACUUCUCACCGAAUUUCAAGGUGAAACUAUAUUUCACCAAGACGGUAGAGGAAGGAGCGAACUGUGACGCGAGCAGCACGCCGGCCUCGGUGACGCCAGACGUCAGCGACAACGAACCUGACCAUUACCGAUACUCGGACACCACGGACUCGGACCCGGAGAACGAGCCGUUCGAAGAGGACCAUCACAAUCAGAUCACGAAAGUCUGACACUCUCACACACAAACAGAUAAAUAUACACACACACAGUAUGUAUGUAUGUAUACACACUCAUGAACCCCCAAUCUGAGACUGGCGAGUUGUUAGCUAACGGGGGAAUAUAACCGACGGACCAGAACUGAUCUGUGGGGCUCAGAUCGGUAUAUAAGCUCCCCCCCUCCCAUCUUUUGCUCAGUGCACAGCUGGACAAUCACAUGACAUGGCGGUCGGAGGCGAGGAGGAGGGCGGGGGAUACGUGUGGGGGGCGGGGCGACAGACGGCGAUCGGACAGACAGGAGAUUUUAAAAAAUAAAGGAGUAAAACUUGAAAAAAAUACAAGGAAACGGAGAGUCCCCCUCUUCAGAGACCACCCGGUUGGAUGAAUCCCGUCGUGUCCGCCCAGUUUUAGUCCAUCUCUGACGGCUGCCUCUUCUCUCUGUGUGCCGGCCUCGCGUGGUUCAGCCCAAAGUUACCUUAUUUGUUGCAGAAGUCUGGCUCAUUGCAAACUUCCCGUGGAGGCCAGCAGGGCCGUGGUGUUCCUUCAGCUAAAUUAAAUCUGUGCUUAUUUAAAAUUAGGCAUUUCUUAGGCCAGGAAUCUGUUAUUGUCAGUUUUCUUCUUGACAAAGUUCAGCAGGCACUGAAACUGAAGUAGGACAUUUAUGAAAGCAGGAUAAUGAUUUCAAUAAACCAGAAUGUUUUUAACACGUCCGACCAGCAGCCUGCAGAUGUAGGAAAGAAACACUACCGCAGUCCGUGGGAUGGUUCUGGUUUUAAAAACCCUCCGGAUGAUGAAAGAGCCGGCUGGACUGGACCUUGUGGAGCUGGUCUGGUUUGUGUUCUUUUAUCUAAAAUCUUUUGUUUUGAGGGUUUAACCAGAUUAUUUUUUGUGAUCUUGACAUUGGAAACUCCCCAACCAAAGAAAUUCUGAGCCCCCCCGUCUCUUUCCGGUCCCAGCUGGACCGGCUGGGUCACUGCUGGGACGAAGCGGCGCACACAGAGAGAAGCGGCGGCCUGCUGUUUGAAUGUGACGGUGCAGAAGAGAAACUUUGAUUAUUCACUCUGUCAAUCAUCUACUGUUGAAAACACGUACAGUUCAAACCUACUGUGAACAAACACGCUAUUACUACUUUUCUGUCUGUCUACAGUUUUGCACAGAAGGAUUCUCUUCAGCCCUUCAAUCAGCUCCUACAGUCACAGAGAAGUUCUUUUUACUCUGCCGUAUAUCAAACAUUAAGCUAAGCAACAAACGAGCUGCACACAGUAUAAUCAUCCCUUCAGCCCGGUCUGUGCGCCUACGCAGGCUAACGCACCCUGACACAAACUAAAGCUGAAAUCUAUUACUCAGAGCGCUUGGUUUGAUGUGCCUGGGAUGCCAGGCGGGUGGGGUUUGCACUUUAUAAAGGACAGUUCACUGAAUAUUAAUGGCUUAGUAUGUAUUUCCUGUUAAGCUCGGUCCAUCCGUGGAAGCCAGCUGGGCUCACGUUGUGCUGGUUGUGUCGAGUUGAAAGCUAGUCCUCACCUCAGGGGUUCUCAACCUUGGUGUCAGGACCUUAGCGUGGGUUUGCGGUAGAUGUGUCCAAGUGAUGUUUGCUUGAUAGAUUCGUAGUUAAGAUAACCGUCUGGUCCAUCUGGAGCUCCCUCCGUGCUCUUGAGAACUCUUGAGUCGCAGGUAUUUUGGGAUCACCGGACAGGAGAAACCCCACCAAGGUGCCCGGGGGCCGGCCGAGCGCGGUCUCCGACGGGCAGCCCGGCGCCCGGCCGAGCAGCUUCCAGCAGGUUUCGCAACCACAGCGGGUCUCGAGAGCCUCUGUGUGUCUUUUGGUUUCUGACACUUCAAAAAGGGUGGUGCUCUCUAUAAUCACUAUUACUCUGUCCAUAGGCUAUUAAUCGUUUCUCUCACUACUACGUCUUGGAGACAUUUAAGCACUUAAAGUUGUGCAAACCGUACCUUUAACGCCAGGGACGACAGUUUGAGGAUCAGCAGGUUCGAGACUCUUCCGUCUGGCAGCUGAACGUCAGGGAUGCUCUGAUUAGAUCCUGGGUUUAAUUAGAGGAAACCAAUCCAAAGCUAAUCACCGGUUGGUUCCAGUCCUUUGGGCUCUGAACGGACGUUUGGAUGAUUGUACCUUCAUGCGUACCUUGACCCCUCACGGCUGGCCGGGAACCUGCGCGGUGCCAAUCAAGUUUUAAAAUCGCUGAAUCUAGACGCCACGAGCCAUUUGUUCUGAAUGGCAUCAGAUCGAUUGGCGCGUCUAAAGGAACAUCUGGCACCAGGUCGGCCGUGGGGGGAGGUUUUAGCCCUGAUGUCUGAUUUCCGUCCCUACGUUUGGUGCUACCACCUACCAUUGGCUCUGUGUCGGUCCUGUAGGCCCCGUCAAGAGCCUGAUCACACAGGACGCGCUCCGGAGGCUAGCAAACACCAAAUCCUCUGCUUUUAUUCUGUCAGUGCCCCCAAGGCCCACUAGCAGACAGAAAGCAUGUUAGAUCUGGGGUUAGGUUAGGAAAGGCUACUGAUGAGAACAUGUCUGGUUACAAUCAGAACAUCCCAGAUUUAUCCAAAAACGACGGGCUUUGACCUGGUUGGAGAAACAAUUGAACCAAUCAGAGCUGAUUUAUUUCAGGGAUUAAGGACGGUAACGUGCCAGAAAAAUGUUCACAAAAGUGCCGAUGAGUAUAGAUUCGACAUCCUGAUUAUCAGAUUGAACAUCUGGAUCACUCAAAACUCCUCAAAGUCAUCGGAGCCGAUAGAAAAGGAGCGCGCCGCGGAUAAAUUGGCGUCCUGUGCGAUCGCGUCUUGAGGUGCAGCUCUCCGGCUCGGUGAAAACCUUGUAGCCAGACGGAGCUUUUGAACAGCCGCUGCCGGGGGCCUGCUGUUCGUCCUGUUGGGUUUGAGGUGCUAAGCUAAGCUAGCCAGGGCUGCUGCUGAGCCUGUUACGCGUCUGUGGUGCUCUCUACCAGCCGCGAGUGUUCGUCCAGUCUCGAUCUGCGACGCCGAGCAGCUCUGCCGUCAGCGUGGCGAUCUAUCCACGGGCUCUGUUUGUGUAUUUUACAACAACAACACACUUCCUGUCUGGAGUCCUGUCAGGUGCUCUCAGGUCUGGCCUCACUUCCUGUCACCGACCCGUUCAGACACGACCGGUGUGUAGACCUGUUCUCGGGAGGGGCUUAAAACCUCGCCCAGCAGUUCACCCAGAAAACACCUGGAUCCAGUGUUCCACAGAUCUCCUGCUGGACAAACGGCCGUGCGCUGAGCGGGUUUCGGGGAUGUGAGGCCGGGCAGGUGCUGUCCACGUCUUUGACCGUUUCAGGUGCUUGAUGUAUUUUUCUUUUGACCAUUUUACACGUCGCAGAAAACACGUCCAUCGGGGUGAUUGGUAGAACUCUGCAGAAUCUAAAACUAUAGAGUGAAAGGUUUUAAACAGAAUUCCCAUUGGAUGGUCCGGGUUCCUGCUCCGAUGCAGAACGCCGGACAGAAAACAGAAAAGGACAUGUCGGGAACGUGUUGAGUGAAAUCAGCCGAGUCUGAGACAGACACGAGUUUGCGUCUGGAAUCGGGAACCUUGAGCUUGGUUUUGGCGUUUUACGCCCCACAGACACUCUGAAUGACCUUUUCACCUCCAACAAUCACAGUUACGUUAACAGAACACGUUCAGGCUCCUGGUGGUUCCUUCAGCUGGAGAGCUUUUGUUUUGUCGACGACGCUUCAGCUCUGUUUACAUCUCAUCACCAAACCUGCCAAAUGAAGCUCAGACUCUGACCCUUCGUCCUUUUGUUUGCUGGUUAGUUAGGAGCUGACGAGGGGAACGCGUUCUCUGUUCCUUCUUUUCGCCUGAAGGUGCGGUCACGUUGGCCCGCGUUCACGCUUCCGGAGUAACGGGAUGUGGCGUCGGGGUCGUCCGUGUGUUUCUACUGGCUGAACGUGCACGUUCAGAUGUGGUAGGUGACCUUUCACCUGUGAGUCGUCCGGACUUAUUGAAGUGAACGAGAACGCCGUGCGGCCGCACCUUCUACCUGAAGCCAACAACAGCUUCCUGCUCCUCAACAGCUGCUGCAGCUCAGAGUCGUGGGCAUCAGCCGCCUCCGUCGACACCUAUUUAAACUUUUCAGACCCAGUUGCAUCUAUGUUAAACGCCCAACCUGUCCAGGUCGAUUGACCGUAUGCUAAGCCCCGCCCCCUUAGUUCCUGCUGCUAACCCACUGAUCCUUCAGUCCUGAUCAGGAUUCAGAGCGACCCGCGUUCUGCCGGACUCCCUGCAGAAGCUGUUGGAGCAGAACCUCGUCGUUUGGUUCAGGUUCAGGUUUCAGCUCAGCGGUCCAGAGUUUCUGUUCAUCACAAUGAUUGUUAAUUAAAAUAAAAACAGAAAACUCGCCGUACCUACCGGUCUGUACCACCGUGAGAACAUUUCAUGUUAAAAUGCCCCCCCCCCCUCCUUUUAUUCUGUCCCUUCUUGUUUUAUAAUGAAAUAAAAACACUGUAAAGGUGAAUAAACUAUUUAUAAACAUC